UCUACUGCAAGGCUGCAACGGCUCCCUGACAGAUCACGCGCCCUGUCCUGCGCGCGCCUCCCUGACGGCUCACCGUCCUCCUCUGCCUUCGCCGCCGCCGCCGCCGCCGCCGCUUCUUCUACCUAGCCGACGUCCGGCUUCCACCUCCGCAGCUCCUCCUCUUCCAUAAAGCGCAUGUCCAGCAUCCGCCUCCGCCUCCGCAUCCGCAUCCGCCGUCACCACUCCUCCACCACGCCCAUGUCCCUCGUCUCCCUGCGCGGCCGCCUCUCCUCCUCCACCUCCACCUCGCCACCCUCAUCCUCCUGGUCCCCCCACGCCGCCUUUGCCGCGGCCACGGAGCGUGUCCGCGCCGGAACGCUCAGCCCUCAAGACGCACACCGCCUGUUCGACGAAUUGCUUCACCAGGUCACCCCGGUCCCCGAGCGCUCCCUUGCUGGAUUCCUCGCCGCCCUCGGCCGUGCUGCGCCCUCCGAGGCCUGCAGAGACGGCCCCGCCCUCGUCCUCUCCCUCUUCAACCGUGUUUGCCGAGAAGAAGCCGGGAUGCGGGUGGCGCCGCCCACCAUCUUCACCUACGGCGUCGUCAUGAACUGCUGCUGCCGCGCGCGUCGCCCGGAACUUGGGCUCGCCUUCUUCGGCCGCCUCCUAAGGACCGGCCUCAAAACAAAUGAGGUCGUUGCCAACACCGUCCUCAAGUGCCUCUGCUGCGCAAAACUUACAGACGAGGCUGUCAAUAUGCUGCUUCAUAGGAUGUCCGGCCCCGGCUGUGUGCCUGAUGCCUUCUCAUACAACACAGUUCUAAAGAGCUUGUGUGAAGAUAGCAGGAGUCAGCGAGCGCUCGACCUGCUCCUGGUGAUGGCGAAAGAAGGAGGUGUCUGCUCUCCCAACGUGGUCACAUAUAGCACAGUCAUCCAUGGCUUCUUUAAGGAAGGCAAAAUAGGCAAGGCCUGCAAGCUGUUCCAUGAAAUGAAGCAGCGAGGGGUUGUGCCUGAUGUGGUUACACAUAACUCGAUUAUCAAUGCAUUGUGCAAGGCCCGGGCAAUGGACAAGGCACGAUUUUUUCUUCGGCAGAUGGUUGAUAGUGGCGUUCCACCGAAUAAGGUGACAUAUGCUAGCAUGGUCCAUGGAUAUUCCACUUUGGGCCGGUGGAAAGAGGCAACUAAAAUGUUAAGAGAAAUGACAAGCCGGGGUCUUCCACCAAAUAUUGUCACUUGGAACUCGUUCAUGGACUCCCUCUGCAAGCAUGGAAGAAGCAAAGAAGCUGCAGAAAUUUUCUUUUCCAUGGCUGCAAGGGGCCACAAGCCUGAUACCGUCUCCUACGCUAUUCUUCUUCAUGGGUAUGCCAAUGAAGGAAACUUUGGUGAUAUGAUGAGUCUCUUUAAUUCAAUGGAAGGAAAUGGUAUUGUAGCCACCUCUUAUGUUUUCAACAUAUUAAUUGAUGCAUAUGCUAAACGAGGAAUGAUGGAUGAAGCUAUGCUCAUACUUACUGAAAUGCUGGGACAAGGACUCAAUCCGAAUGUAGUCACCUAUUCAUCUCUAAUAUCCGCACUUUGCAGAAUGGGUAAGCUGACUGAUGCUAUGGAUAAGUUCAGUCAGAUGAUUGGUACGGGAGUACAACCGAACAAAGUUGUUUAUCAGUCCCUAAUUCAGGGUUUCUGUACACAUGGCGAUCUGGGGAAAGCAAAGGAGUUGGUAUAUGAAAUGAUGAAAAAAGGUAUUCCUUGUCCAAACAUAGCAUUCUUCGGUUCAAUAGUAGACAGUCUAUGCAAAGAAGGAAGGGUUAUGGAUGCACACCAUAUCUUUGACUUGGUUAAAGACAUAGGUGAGAGACCUGACAACAUUAUAUUUAGUAUGCUGAUUGACGGAUAUUGCUUAGUAGGUGACAUGGGCAAAGCAUUCAGGGUACUUGAUGCCAUGGUAUCAGCUGGCAUUGAGCCUGAUGUCGUUGCGUACAGUACACUUGUCAAUGGCUAUUGUAGGAGUGGAAGGAUCGAUGAUGGGUUGAAUCUGUUCAGAGAAAUGUCAGAUAAGAAAAUUAAACCGACAACUGUUACAUAUAACAUCAUGCUGGAGGGAUUAUUUCGUGCUAGGCGAACAGUUGCUGCAAAGAAAAUGCUCCAUGAGAUGAUCGGAAGUGGAACAAUUGUGAGCAUUUCUACAUGUAAUAUAAUUCUUCGAGGACUUAGUAGAAAUAAUUGCGCAGAUGAAGCGAUCGUCCUAUUCCAGAAAUUACAUGCAAUGAAUGUGAAGUUCAAUAUCACAACACUCAAUACCAUGAUUAAUGUAUUGUACAAGGUUCAAAGAAGAGAAGAAGCUAAUGAUUUGUUUGCUGCAUUACCAGCCAGCGGGUUGGUGCCUAAUGCUUCCACUUACGGAGUAAUGUUGCGCAAUCUUCUAAAAGAAGGAGCAGUGGAGGAAGCUGACAGUAUGUUCUCAUCAAUGGAGAAGAGUGGUUGUGCUCCUAGCUCUCGUCUUAUAAAUGAUGUCAUUAGAAUUUUACUGGAAAAGGGAGAGAUAGUCAAGGCCGGAAAAUAUAUGUCUAAAGUUGAUGGGAAGAGCAUCUCACUUGAAGCUUCAACUUGUUCAUUGUUGUUGUCUCUCUUUUCGGGGAAUGGGAAAUAUCAGGAACAAAUACAAUUGCUCCCUGCAAAGUACCAAUUUUUUGAUGGAAUCAGUUGAUGCACUGGGCUUGGCAGAUAAGCCUUGUCAUGGUUCUGAGUUCCCUCUCAACGAUGUGUACAGGUGUCUCUUACAUGCGCUCACCAAGAUUGAACUGGGUGAUGGUGCGACCAUGGUGUUCUGGGCCGGUGCUUAGCUGCUAGGUGUGCAUCCUAUGGGCAUGGUUCCUAAUUAGCAAGCCAUCUCUACGCAAGGGCAGUCUGGUGAGUGAUGCGUUUGCUAAUGGUGAGAGAAGAUUACUCUCAUCGUAAAGAAAUAUAAGAGUGUUUAGAUCAAGAGCGUGUAGAUCACUAAAGUAGUAAUCUAAACGCUCUUAUAUUUCUUUAGAGGGAGUUAUUUUUAUGUGCAUAUGAUGGCGGAUCUUGCUACUGUAUCAGGCUAUUUUGAGUUCUCUGAAUCUGAGCAUAUCUAGUGCAUGUUGGGCUGAGGGCAAUAUAAUGAAAUUGAUGGACCAUUCUACGCAUCAA
Hordeum vulgare subsp. vulgare (domesticated barley) is the source of this 3143-nucleotide messenger RNA. RefSeq names its product protein Rf1, mitochondrial-like. Lineage: Eukaryota; Viridiplantae; Streptophyta; Magnoliopsida; Poales; Poaceae. The record is from RefSeq and is a predicted model, not a curated record. Bases 175 to 2676 code for a protein of 833 amino acids. The transcript has a single exon. Gene Ontology annotation, molecular function: protein binding.